GAAUGCGCAUAUAUUAAAAUAUCUUCUUCAUGUGCUUCCGUGUUUGCGUCACACUUCCAUUUACGGUUUUUUGAUUCGUGUUACUGCUCCUUCCACUGCAGUUUUCAUUCAGGAAACACAACUAUAUAUGCAUGAGGUUGCUUCACACACAUUCUCACAUGUCACACAAAAAUCUUCCAACUUUACUCAGCGUUCUUUUUCUUCCUUGUUUCACAGUCUCUGUCUCGGAAACUGUUACUUCUUCUUUGCUAGCGUGGGUGUUUGAACGUUAUUUACUUUACCAUUUUCACUUCUUCGUUAGUACCCUCACUUUAAUGUAACUGCAAUCUUCUUUCUGUGAAAAGAAAAAAGUAAUUUUAAGAUUUGAUAAACGCUCAAUUUCUCUUUCAUUUAAUGUUCAAUUUGUCACAAGUCUUUUGAACAAUUACUUCUCAUCAUGGUUUCAGUCUUGGAAUCUCGUUAAUCUUGCCAGACAAACCCAUCUGGGUCUAGCGUUUCAUAUUCGACAACUCUGUUUGUGUUCUGUCGUGUCCAUUCUCUCAGGCGUUUCUGAGCUGUAACCAGUGCAGCUUGGAAUGAUGGGGUUCCGUUAAUUUCUUUGGAUUGUUCUCCAAGGCCAUACACCUUUUUAGAACUCAAUUUCGGUUUGAAUGUGACUAACGUGAACUUCCGUUUAACGUUCACGUUUGCUUUCGCGGAAUGACGAUUACGUGGAAGGCUCAUGUGGUAAGAUAGUGAAAAAGAUUUUGGUUCUUGAACUCGUCGUGGUUGAACUCUACUCUUCAUAUUCAGCUUAUGGAGAAUGCUCAGUUUUCUGUUACUCUCGAAUCCAACUUGGAUAUGCUACCCGAUUGUUUAUUAUUCAUUUACUAAUUUAACUCAUUCUUUUGCUCACUCAUAACAAUAUAUCCAAAUCAUUUUCAUUGUCAUUGCAAAUGAGAAUUCGUCAUCUGAAUUCGUUUAUUCGUUUUCUGGCCUGGGGUGCUGCUACAAUAUAGAUGAACAUCCAUUUUUUUUUUCUUGCUUUCCUAUGUAGGAAGAUUUAGAUAUGUAGGUUUUCCAUCUCUCUGCUCAAAGUUUGGUUAUAGAUAUUUCUUCUAAGCAACUUUAAUCACCAUUUGCCUCUAGAGUCCCCUGAAGUGACUCACUAUCUUCCACUCAAGUCUUCUGCUUCAUUUCCUGCAAACUAAAACUCAUCUCUUCACAUUCCAAUACCUUCAUGGAAGAAACAUUUGUUCCCUUGCGUGGGAUCAAGAAUGACCUCAAAGGAAGACUUGUGUGCUACAAACAAGAUUGGACUAGUGGAUUCCAAGCAGGCAUCAGGAUCCUUGCCCCAACUACAUAUAUAUUUUUCGCUUCAGCAAUUCCAGUGAUCUCUUUCGGGGAGCAACUGGAGAGAAACACAGAUGGAACUCUAACUGCAGUGCAGACCCUUGCAUCAACAGCACUCUGUGGCAUUAUCCAUUCAAUCUUAGGAGGGCAGCCCCUCCUGAUACUUGGUGUAGCUGAGCCAACGGUUCUGAUGUAUACAUUUUUGUAUGACUUUGCAAAGGAUAGAAAAGAUUUGGGACACAAACUAUUCCUUCCUUGGACUGGAUGGGUGUGUGUUUGGACUGCUGCGUUGCUCUUCUUGCUGGCCAUUGUUGGCGCAUGCUCCAUAAUCAACAGAUUCACGCGCCUUGCAGGUGAACUAUUUGGUCUGCUGAUUGCAAUGCUCUUCAUGCAGCAGGCGAUAAGGGGACUUGUGGAAGAGUUCGGUGUGCCCCAGUCCCAGAGAGAAGGUACCAAUCAGAUUGCACUCCAAUCUUCUUGGCUGUUUGGAAAUGGAAUGUUUGCUUUGGUUUUGUCAUUUGGCCUUCUGUUUACUGCACUAAGAAGCCGUAAGGCUAGAUCCUGGCGAUACGGAGCAGGUUGUUUGCGGGGAUUUGUAGCUGAUUAUGGAGUCCCACUAAUGAUUCUGGUGUGGACUGCUGUGUCUUAUAUGCCAACCAAUAAGGUUCCAAGGGGAAUCCCUAGGCGACUUUUCAGUCCAAACCCAUGGUCUCCCGGUGCAUACACAAAUUGGACAGUAAUUAAGGAAAUGUUGAAUGUGCCUCUCAUCUAUAUUAUUGGAGCUUUUAUACCAGCGACUAUGAUUGCCGUGCUUUAUUACUUUGAUCACAGUGUUGCUUCACAACUUGCCCAGCAAAAGGAGUUCAAUCUAAGAAAACCCUCAUCAUAUCAUUAUGACCUUCUCCUCUUGGGCUUCUUGACCAUUUUGUGUGGGCUUAUUGGAAUCCCUCCAUCCAACGGUGUGAUUCCUCAAUCUCCUAUGCAUACUAAAAGCUUAGCGACUCUAAAACAUCAGAUAUUGCGUAACAAAGUUGUAUCUGCCGCACGGAAAAGCAUCCAGAAAAAUAUGAACCUGAAUCAGCUAUACCAAAGUAUGCAAGAAGCAUAUGAUCAAAUGCAGACUCCCUUAGCCCACCAAAUACCACCUCCCUCGCAGGGGCUAAAGGAGAUGAAGGAAUCCACCAUCCAACUGGCUCAAAGUCAUGGAUACAUUGACACCCCUGUUGAUGAGGUUGUUUUCGAUGUGGAUAAAGAUAUUGACGACCUUUUACCUGUUGAAGUAAAAGAACAGCGCCUCAGCAAUCUGCUGCAGGCAUUAAUGGUUGCACUUUGUGUUGCUGCUAUGCCUCUUUUGAAGAAGAUACCAACUUCAGUGCUUUGGGGUUACUUUGCUUUCAUGGCAAUUGAAAGCUUGCCCGGAAAUCAGUUUUGGGAGAGAAUAUUAUAUCUCUUUACUGCUCCAAGUCGAAGAUACAAAGUGCUGGAGAAACACCAUGCGGCCUUUAUUGAGACCGUGCCUUUCAAAACGGUGGCCAUGUUUACAUUAUUCCAGACAGCUUACUUGCUUCUCUGCUUUGGUCUAACCUGGAUACCAAUUGCCGGGGUCCUUUUCCCAAUGUUAAUCAUGCUUCUUAUCCCAGUACGUCAAUAUUUCCUUCCCAAGUUUUUUAAAGGAGCCCAUCUUCAAGAAUUGGAUGCUGCAGCAUAUGAGGAAGCACCUGUUGUCAGUUUCAACUUGUCAUUCGAAGAUUCAGGUAGUCAGACAGCAACAGUCAAUAUUAAUAGUGGGGAAAUUCUUGAUGAAAUUAUUACAAGGAGUCGUGGGGAGAUCCUCAGUCAGAAAUCCAGGAACUCAACUCCAACAUCACGUGGACAUACCAUUCCUGCUUAUGCAAAUAACUCAUAGGAUUCAAUGCUCUCCAGUAACUCAAGUGAAGAUCAAGAGAAGUACUAAUUCACAGCCAAUGUUUCUUGGACAAGAUUCCAGUGGUUCACCUUCAAAGCUAAUAGGGUUUCCUUGAAAAUAGUUUUAAGUAGCACACUAGGUCAUGAGCUUGUUUAUGAAUACACGUUAUCUUAUAGAUGUUUAUCUUUGACUCUUCUUUCCUUUCAAUCUUUAACCAUAUUGACUUCAUUUUACCUUGAUACAGAACGAGCAGGGGUAUUUUCAAGUUGAUGGAUUGAUGGUGUUGAAUCUAACUUUAGGUUUUGCUUAUGUGUAGUGUAUAUGGAACUGCAAAGGAAAAAAAAACAACAACGAGGGGAUUUUGAAACAAAGAUCUGAUGAAUAUUUAUCUUACUCCUUACUGCUAAAUAAAGCAUCGUAUGAAUGUAUAGCUAGUUCGCAGUGUAUCAUAGACCUUGCCUUCAACCUUUCGUUGCCAAAUUUACUGCAUAUGUUCUGUGGUCCUACUUGAGUUGACACCAUUUUUUGUUUACUAAAGUUAUGAGGGAGUUAAGUGUAUUUUUCAUGUAGGGACCAAAACGGAAACUAGUCAUGUGCAGGUGUACCAAAAUGUACGGAAAGAAAAAAUGUGGUGUGUUCAUUUUAA
This is a messenger RNA of Vigna unguiculata (cowpea), 3884 nucleotides long. Its product is annotated as putative boron transporter 2. Gene Ontology annotation, molecular function: solute:inorganic anion antiporter activity. The record is from RefSeq and is a predicted model, not a curated record. Lineage: Eukaryota; Viridiplantae; Streptophyta; Magnoliopsida; Fabales; Fabaceae. Gene Ontology annotation, cellular component: plasma membrane. Gene Ontology annotation, biological process: monoatomic anion transport; transmembrane transport; monoatomic ion homeostasis.